CCACCUCGCCCCACUCCUCACUGCCCUCGCUUUCGCUCGCCAUCCGCACACCCGCCUUCGCGAUGCCUUCGCCCGCCACGGCCGCGGCCGUGGCCGCGUCGGCGCCUCUCCACCGCCGCGCAUGCGCGCGUCAGCACCUCCCUCCGGCCUCCCGGUGCUUCCUCCCCUCCCGCGCGCUCCUCAAUUCCGCGCGCCUCUUCACCGCCCCCGCCCCGCUGCCCGUCCACGCGCCGAGGCUGCCUCCCACGGCGGCGAGGGCGGCCAGCCCCGACGCCGCGGCCGCGAGAUCGCCCACAUCAGGCGGACAGAUGCUGGUGUUCGUCCCGCCGCACCCGCUGAUAAAGCAUUGGGUCUCCGUCCUGCGCAACGAGCAGACACCCUGCUCCAUAUUCAAGAGUGCUAUGGCAGAGCUUGGUCGUCUACUCAUAUAUGAAGCAUCCAGAGAUUGGUUGCCUACAAUCACUGGAGAGAUUGAAACACCUGUAGCUGUAGCUAGUGUUGAAUUUAUUGAUCCAAGAGAGCCUGUUCUGGUUAUUCCAAUACUGAGAGCUGGUCUUGCCCUAGCUGAACUUGCUUCAUCAGUUCUGCCAGCCACCAAGACCUAUCACCUUGGCCUUCGUAGGGAUGAAGAAACACUUCAACCUUCAAUAUAUCUGAACAACCUGCCAGACAAUAUUCCAGAGGGGUCUCGAGUGCUAGUUGUUGACCCAAUGCUGGCCACCGGUGGGACGAUUGUUGCUGCUAUUGACUUGUUAAUUGAACGUGGAGUUACCAGCAAGCAGAUUAAAGUAGUAUCUGCUGUUGCAGCACCUCCUGCGCUGCAAAAGCUCAAUAACAAGUUCCCCGGGCUCCAUGUGUACACAGGAAUAAUAGAUCCUGAAGUAAACGAGAAAGGUUUUAUAAUUCCAGGGUUGGGGGAUGCUGGUGACAGAAGCUUUGCCACAUAAUCUGACUGCACGAUUUAAUUCGGCCAGCUGUCUACCAUCGAGAAUCUUUGCAUCAGUUCCAUAAGAACGGAGCAACUGCGAGUAAAGAGGCGUUCAUUGCUGUAGAUGCCCUCAUUUGAGAUUUUGUUCAUUCUCUGUAAUACAAUUAGCUGCCCACCAUUUUGUAACUAACCAUUAUGUAUGAUUGCGUAGAAUAUAAGGCUAGUUCAGAUGUCUCCAGAUGGAAAAAUCUUUUUGAAAGGACAACGCUCCAUUCAAAAUGGCACAUGCUGGAUUAGUGAAUUGGUGCUUCCUAAUAUUUCUCCUGUCGAAGGAAUAAAACCGUCUCAUCAUGUUUCACUUUGUUAU
Messenger RNA from Panicum virgatum (switchgrass), 1295 nucleotides. Its product is annotated as uracil phosphoribosyltransferase-like. Lineage: Eukaryota; Viridiplantae; Streptophyta; Magnoliopsida; Poales; Poaceae. The transcript is spliced from 11 exons. Gene Ontology annotation, molecular function: uracil phosphoribosyltransferase activity. Bases 63 to 947 code for a protein of 294 amino acids. The record is from RefSeq and is a predicted model, not a curated record. Gene Ontology annotation, biological process: uracil salvage.